Parnassius apollo (apollo) is the source of this 366-nucleotide messenger RNA. NCBI's taxonomy places the organism in Eukaryota, Metazoa, Arthropoda, Insecta, Lepidoptera, Papilionidae. The record is from the annotation of a GenBank genome assembly.
AUGCGCAACUAUAAAAGAAAAUCUGAUCGUGGUACUAAAUCUGUUGAGUUGAUGCUACGGGCAACAGAUUUAGUUAUCAAUGAAAAUAAAUCAUUGAGGCAGGUAUGUCGUGACUAUGAAUUAAGUAAAACUUCACUGUCAAGAUUUAUUAAGCGAAUGAAGAAUGACCCUCUUAACUUGAGAUUUGGCUAUGGUUCUCCACGGCAGAUAUUUAAUAACGAACAAGAAGCCAGUCUCACAGAAUACUUGCUCAAACUUGCACAAAUUUUUCACGGCAUAGGUCCUAAAGAAGUUCGUCGCAUGGCUUAUGACUGUGCCAUUAAAUAUAAAAUAAGUGUAGGUACCGUCAACAUGGCAUACAAAUAA